CUACAAGAAUCCGCAUCCAUUCAAGUCACUCUCCAGAAUGUGGAUAGCUUGUGCACACUGUGGCAAUCAAAUCGCCUGCGCACGCAAGAUGCUAACAUUUGCUAUCCAGAAAUUGGAAUAUCUAGAGCUUCACUUACGUCUGGUGGGUGAAUGGUAACGGCCUCCUCAGCUAUAUAAGCAUACAGCGCGCUCGACUUUCUAUAUCCUUAGUUCCCACCUGUUAUAUUGUGUUGUGACUUGUGAAGUGUGUUCCUAUCUAUAUCAUCUCCGCCUUGCCACCUUUUCCCUAGUUCAUUCAUACAAAUGGAUUAUUCUAAUUUGCGACGCCAAGCUGCAUCCAUGAAAAAGAGUCUCUUUGAUCAGGGGUACCUAGAUGAGCAAUUUUGUCAGGUGGAAGACUUGCAGGAUGAAGCUAGUCCUAAUUUUGCUGAAGAGGUCGUUACUUUGUUUUUCAAGGACUCUGCCAGGCUAAUAUCCAACAUUGAGCAAGCACUGGAAAAAUACCCCAAAGAUUUCAACAAGUGGGAUGCAUACAUGCAGCAACUAAAAGGCAGCUGCUCCAGCAUUGGUGCUUCAAGGAUGAAGAGUGAGUGCAUGUCAUUCAGGGAUUAUUGCGGGCAAGGAAAUGUUGAAGGUUGUAUGAAAUCAUUCCAGAAAGUGAAGAGGGAGCAUGGUGUCCUGAGGCAGAAACUAGAAGCUUAUUUUCAGCUGCUACGACAAGCUGGUCCCGCUGGAGCUGCCACCAGGCCUGCUAUGUAAGAACGGAGCCUUGUCCCUUGGCAUUCUACAAGUUGCAGUAAAAUGGAGUAUGGCGAAAGGAGAUUGCCUGGACGUAUGUUUCCAGCUGCCCUGCUCAGCGACUAGGGGCCAGCGUAUAUGGAAUGAAAACCAAACAAGAAGAGAUGCUACGCAUGUGGUGUAACCGAAAUAAUAAUAGGUUGGCAUUUCCAAAAGAAAAAAAAGGACACAGAGAGGAAAGGAGGAUAAGAGAUGAGAAACCUGUGUAAUUAGAUACGUGAAAGAUGAUACUAACAUAUAACGAUGGAAUAAGAAUACAAAGAAUGCGCUCUCUGUUUUUUCCU
Molecule: messenger RNA, 1082 nt
Organism: Panicum hallii
Lineage: Eukaryota; Viridiplantae; Streptophyta; Magnoliopsida; Poales; Poaceae
Product: pseudo histidine-containing phosphotransfer protein 5-like
Exons: 6
Coding region: 304-759 (151 amino acids)
Biological process (GO): cytokinin-activated signaling pathway; phosphorelay signal transduction system; phosphorylation
Cellular component (GO): nucleus; cytoplasm
Molecular function (GO): protein histidine kinase binding; histidine phosphotransfer kinase activity
Source: RefSeq, a predicted model, not a curated record